AUGUUGAACAGCAGCCAAUUCACCCCAAAAUAUUUUCUGCUGACUGGGCUCCCUGGUCUAGAGGCAUUGUACCCCUGGCUGGUCUUCCCAUUCUGUUCCACGUAUAGUAUAGCCAUUGUGGGCAAUUCCCUCAUUCUGGCUGUGAUCAAGAAAAGCAAUUCUCUGCACCAGCCGAUGUACUUGUUCCUGGCUAUGCUCGCCUUCUCCGAGCUCGGCGUCUCGGUCUCGACUUUGCCCACUGUGCUCAGCAUCUUUCUGUUCGGUGCCAAUAAAAUAUGCUUUGGAGCCUGCCUUUUUCAGAUGUUCUCCAUACACUCAUUUUCCAUCAUGGAGUCGGGAGUUCUUCUAGCCAUGUCCGUGGAUCGGUUUGUUGCCAUCUACAACCCACUGCGCUACACCACCAUCCUGACCUUGCCCCGUAUUGCUGGCACCAGCGUUAUCCUCGGGCUGAAGAGCGUGUUGCUCAUGGCACCCCUGCCUUUCCUCCUAAAGCGUCUGCCAUUCUGUGGCCACAACAUUCUUUCCCACUCCUACUGUCUGCACUCAGAUCUCAUCCAGCUGCCCUGUGGGGACACUCGUCCCAACAGCAUUCUGGGGCUCUGCAUCGUGACUUCCACCUUUGGGCUGGACUCACUGCUCAUUGUCAUCUCGUAUGUGCUCAUCUUGUACACGGUGAUGAACAUUACCUCUGGGGAGGGGCGGAGGAAGGCCCUCAACACCUGUGUCUCACACAUGUGUGCAGUUCUUGUGUACUACGUGCCAAUGAUCAGCGUGGCUCUGGUGCACCGCUUCGUGAAGCAUGCUGCUCCCGCCCUCCGCCUGCUCCUGGCCAACGUCUAUCUUCUGGUACCACCGAUGCUCAACCCCAUCAUCUACAGCGCUAAGAAUAAGCAGAUUCGUCAAGGGUUGCUACAACUCUUCCUUCAAAGAAAAUAUUAA
This is a messenger RNA of Acomys russatus (golden spiny mouse), 939 nucleotides long. RefSeq names its product olfactory receptor 51I1-like. Gene Ontology annotation, cellular component: membrane. Lineage: Eukaryota; Metazoa; Chordata; Mammalia; Rodentia; Muridae. The transcript has a single exon. Bases 1 to 939 code for a protein of 312 amino acids. Gene Ontology annotation, biological process: G protein-coupled receptor signaling pathway. The record is from RefSeq and is a predicted model, not a curated record. Gene Ontology annotation, molecular function: olfactory receptor activity; G protein-coupled receptor activity.